Messenger RNA from Sorghum bicolor (sorghum), 2387 nucleotides. Its product is annotated as pentatricopeptide repeat-containing protein At5g15010, mitochondrial. The record is from RefSeq and is a predicted model, not a curated record. The transcript has a single exon. Gene Ontology annotation, molecular function: protein binding. Lineage: Eukaryota; Viridiplantae; Streptophyta; Magnoliopsida; Poales; Poaceae. The coding region runs from base 30 to 1583 and encodes 517 amino acids.
GGGCGGCGGCCAGUUCCUCUUCCUCCUCGAUGUUGCGCAGAGUCCUCCUCGCGAGAGCGAUCCCACUCUCCUCCGCCUCCUACGGGUUCCCCAAACCGCUAAGCCCUCCCCUCCGCAUCGGUGGACCGCGCCUAGCCACUUCUUCCGGGGACCCCGUCGCGGACGGUGGCAUCGGCGGCGAAGAUGACCCUUUCUCCUUCCCGGACCACUACCACAAGCAGCUCCCGCCCGAUGUCGCCCGAGGGGUGGACGCCCUCGUAGCCGCUGCCGAGGCUACCGGCUCCAGUGCCGCGGGCGCCGCGCGGGCCCUCGACGGGUGCGGCGCCGAGGCGUCCGAGCCGCUCGUGGUGGCCGCGCUGUCGCGCCUCCGCAACAGCUGCGCCGCCGCUCAUGCUGCGUUCCGGUGGGCCGCGGCGCAGCCCGGGUACGCGCCGGGUCGGCGCGCGUGCCACUCCAUGCUCGCCAUCCUCGCCAAGCACCGCCGCUUCGACGCCGCGCGCGCCCUGCUCGACGAAAUGCGCCGCGCGUCGAUGGCGUCUCCGGCCGCGGUACUCCUCCUCGUCCGGCGCCACUGCGCCGCGAGGGACGUCGCGGCAGCCGUCGCUGCCUUCCGAGCGCUCCCGAGCUUCGGAUUCGACACUGGCGUCGCCGAGUUCCAUGGCCUCCUGAGCGCGCUUUGCCGGUACAAGAACGUGCAGGACGCGGAGCAUUUGCUGAUAUCCUGCGAGAAGGAGUUCCCCUUCGAGACCAAGAGCUUCAACAUCGUCCUCAACGGGUGGUGUAACAUUGUCUGCAGCUUGCGCGAGGCGAAGAGGUUUUGGAGCUCCAUGGAGAGGAAGGGCAUUGACAGGGAUGUUGUGUCGUAUGGGAGCAUGAUCUCCUGCUUCUCAAAAGCUGGGAGCCUUCACUCAGUCAUGAAACUCUUUAACCACAUGAAUGAGGCUGGCGUUGCUCCAGAUCGGAAAGUGUACAAUGCUAUUGUGUUUGCUCUAGCCAAGGGUCGGUGUGUGAAGGCGGCAAAGAUGCUUGUCAGGACUAUGGAGGAGAAGCAGGUUGCCCCAGACACAGCCACUUUUAACUCUCUCAUUGGCCCCCUUUGUAAGGCUCGUCAGGUUCAGGAGGCAAUGGAAAUGUUUGAUGCUAUGUUAGAAAGGGGGCUGUCUCCUUCAGUAAGGACCUUUCACGCGUUGCUUAAUGUGGCUAGGAACUCUACUGAAGUGUUUGAUCUCUUGGAUAAGAUGAAACAGUUGCAGUGUGAGCCAGAGAUGGACACUUACAUUAUGUUGAUCAGAAAAUUCUGCCGGUGGAGACAGCAUGAGAGUGUGGAGAAGUUGUGGAGUGCAAUGCCUGCAAAUGGGCUGAGCCCUGACCGGAGCGCGUACAUUGUGUUGAUACAUGGUUUAUUCCUGAACGGAAGACUAGAGGAGGCAGCAAAGUAUUACGGAGAGAUGAAAAGUAAAGGCUUUUCGCCAGAGAAAAAGACUGAAGAAAUGAUAACGGCUUGGCUUGAAGGCAGAGAGCUUGCGAAGGCGUCAGUUAGCUCUAAGGGUGGUUCAGUGUCUCUCAAGCUUCCCAAAAAGUAACAAGUUUAAGGUUAGCCCUUAUGGGCAAUUCAUAAAAUAAAUGAAACAAGGUAGGAGGGCGCUUAUUGUUAUUCCUGAAGAACUGCUAAAAGUUCAAAGAGAUAUUUUUACUGCACAGGAAAUGGGUGCUACUGUAUGUUUGGCCUAGUUGUUUUCCACUUUAUUGAUAAGUUGAAAAUUGGAAUUACAAUGGCAAGGCAUGUCCAACUUCAAACAUACAAGCUGCAUGUGAUUUUCUGUAUUUAUUCACAUUUACAUUUUAGUCUGCACCCUGCAGUCCUGCACUGACUACAUGCUCAAUUAUUGGCAUACAAAACUUAUCCUGAAGCAUGGAGGGCUCAUGCCUGCUAAAUACUUCCAUUAAUGUCGAAGGGGCACUACAGUUUCAUUUUGCAGAAGGAAAUCAGGGAAAAUGAGAUGAAGAUUUUGCUUUCAUGUUUCUUGGAUGCCCCAAAGCAAAGCUGCAGAUAGCAUCCAUCGAUCCAUUAACCGGUAGAUUCCAAGGAGAUACUUGCACUGAGCUGCUUCCAAAACUGGACUGCCUGAGGACAAGGAAAUUGCGAGGGAAAGUGAGCUCUUCGCCAUUGUUCAGGAGUCAGGACUGGCACUGUGAUGCUGGCCCCUAGCAUUUAACUUGUAAGCAGUUUCCACUUUCCAUCAUGUUCAUGCUUCCUGUCAUUACACAAGAAGAGAAGGAAUCUCUAAUUGUUCAUGAAGGUUAAAUUUUCGGUUGGAUAAUGACUUCUCGAGUAUUCUAAUGAUAAAAAACCCCAUAAUGACCCAAGAAGUUAUGGACUUCCUUCA